This is a messenger RNA of Heterobasidion irregulare TC 32-1, 1107 nucleotides long. RefSeq lists its product as uncharacterized. Gene Ontology annotation, molecular function: peptidyl-prolyl cis-trans isomerase activity; protein binding. The annotation marks the transcript as partial. The transcript has 7 exons. Gene Ontology annotation, cellular component: intracellular membrane-bounded organelle. Gene Ontology annotation, biological process: protein peptidyl-prolyl isomerization; protein folding. Lineage: Eukaryota; Fungi; Basidiomycota; Agaricomycetes; Russulales; Bondarzewiaceae. The record is from RefSeq and is a predicted model, not a curated record.
CAAGAACGCCCGAUGACAUACUUCGACAUCGCGAUCGGCGACCGCCCGCUCGGACGCGUCGUCUUUUCGCUCUACAGCGACCUCGUGCCGAAGACGGCGGAGAACUUCCGCGCGCUGUGCACGGGCGAGAAGGGCACGGGCGCGGCGGGGAAGCCGCUGUGGUUCAAGGGCUCCGGGUUCCACCGCGUGAUCAAAAAGUUCAUGAUCCAGGGCGGCGAUUUCACGGCUGGGAACGGCACGGGCGGCGAGUCGAUCUACGGCGAGAAGUUCGCGGACGAGGCGUUCCCCGUUAAGCACGAGAAGCCGUUCCUGCUCUCCAUGGCGAACGCGGGGAAGGACACGAACGGCUCGCAGUUCUUCAUCACGUGCGUGCCGACGCCGCACCUCGACGGGAAGCACGUCGUCUUCGGCGAGGUCAUCCGCGGCAAGUCGAUCGUCCGCGAAGUCGAGAACUACCCCACCGCGUCGGGCGACGUGCCCACGACGCCGAUCACCAUCACAGACUGCGGCGUCCUCCCGCCCGACGACCCCUCCCUAACGCCGAGCGGCGCGGCGCCCGACGGCGACCGGUACGAGGACUACCCCGACGACGACGACAGCGACGUGCAGGACCCCGCGGUCGCGCUGCGCAUCGCGCGGGAGCUCCGCGAGGUCGGCAACGCGCUCUGGAAGGCGGGCGACGCGGCGCGCGCGCUCGCCAAGUGGCAGAAGGCGCUGCGCUACCUCGACGUGCACCCGGUGCUGCCGGAGGACGCGCCGGAGGAGGUGCGCGAGGGCCACGCGGCGCUGCGUGCGCCGCUCCUGCUGAACUCGGCGCUCGCGGCGCUCAAGGCGCCCGGGGCGCCCGGGGAGAACGCGCAGACUGCGCUCCGGGCGACGGAGCGCGCGCUGGCACUGAGCCUGAGCGACGCGGAUCGCGCAAAGGCGCUGUACCGCCGCGGACUCGCGUUUGGGGUUGUGAAGGAGGACGAGGAGGCGGAGGAGGCGCUCGCGGAGGCGAGCCGGCUGGCGAGGGACGACGCGGCGAUCGCGGGGGAGCUGGAGCGGGUGCGGCAGCGCAAGAAGGAGAGGCGGGACAAGCAGAAGAAGGCGUUCAAGAAGAUGUUU